AUGGCGCUGCUCACCCAUUUCCUCGCCUGCACCUUCGGCAUGGGCUCCUGGGUGGCCAUCACCGUGCUGGUGACAGUGCUGCCGGAGCAGUGGGAUCUGCCAUCCUACAUCACCAUCAUCAUCCAGAUGGCCAACGUGGGGCCGCUCUUCAUCACCCUCAUGCACCGCUUUCGGCCCGGCUUGCUGAAGGAGGAGGUUGUAAUCUACGUGGUCGUGUCUGUGGGUGUCCUGGCCUGUUUACUGUUAGCCUUCCUCUGGAACUACACAUCCUCCAUCGCCGGGGCACCCCACAGCACCGCCUUCCUGCUCCUCACCUUCUUCCUGGCCCUGGUGGACUGCACUUCCUCUGUCACCUUCCUGCCCUUCAUGAUGCAGCUGCAGCCCCAGUUCCUCAACACCUUCUUCAUAGGUGAAGGACUCAGCGGUCUGAUUCCCGCUCUCAUUGCCCUGGCCCAGGGCUCUGGCAUCUCCACCUGUGCCAACAUCACCCACUUGGCCAAUGUCACCAUCGGCAAUGAGACCGUGGAGAACACCAUCUCCCAGAUAGAGACCCACUACCUCCCAGCCAACUUCUCCACUCUCAUCUUCUUCCUUCUCAUGACUGUAAUGAUGCUGGCCUGCUUGCUGGCCUUCUUCUUCCUCCACAGGCAGCCCAAGAAGUGGGAGCUCUCCCAGCAGCAGCUCUUUCCCAGCAAUAUCAUGCUGAGCUCAAUCGACCAGAGCCCCAGUGAGGGAGGAGGCUCCCGGCUGAGCAGAGGCUGCCCAUGCCCAAAGGAUGCCAAGGGGCUGAGGAACAUCCUGCCGGAGCAGGUCUCCUACUCCCUGGCCAGGCUGACCUUCAUCUACUUCCUCGUCGCCUGGGUGAGCGCUCUGACCAACGGGGUCCUGCCGUCCGUGCAGUCCUACUCCUGCCUGCCCUAUGGCAACACCGCCUACCACCUCGCCACCACGCUCAGCUCCAUGGCCAACCCUCUGUCCUGCGUUGUGGCCAUGCUCCUGCCCGGCAGGUCCCUGGCCCUGCUGGGCACCCUCACCGUGCUGGGGACAGGCUUUGGUGCCUACAACAUGGCCAUCGCAGUGAUGAGUCCCUGCCCACUCCUCCAGCAGUCCCAGUGGGGAGAUGUCACCAUC
Messenger RNA from Nestor notabilis (Kea), 1131 nucleotides. It is a transcript of the gene SLC52A3, whose product is annotated as solute carrier family 52 (riboflavin transporter), member 3. The record is from RefSeq and is a predicted model, not a curated record. Gene Ontology annotation, molecular function: riboflavin transmembrane transporter activity. The transcript has 2 exons. Lineage: Eukaryota; Metazoa; Chordata; Aves; Psittaciformes; Psittacidae. Gene Ontology annotation, biological process: riboflavin transport. The annotation marks the transcript as partial. Gene Ontology annotation, cellular component: plasma membrane.